AUGAGUAAAUCAUCAGCACCUGAUAAAAAACAAAUUCAAUAUGAUCGUCAACUUCGUCUCUGGGGUGAUCAUGGACAGAAUGCAUUAGAAUCUGCUCGUGUGUGUUUAAUCGGUGCUAAUACAUUAGGUACAGAAAUUCUUAAAGCUCUCGUUUUACCUGGUCUUGGUUCGUUUACAAUUAUUGAUCAUCAGUUAGUUACAUUAGCUGAUUGUGGUUCGAAUUUUUUUGUUCAUCCAUCUAAGAUUGAUGAAUCACGUGCACGUAUUACAUGUGAAUUUUUAACACAACUUAAUCCUGAUGUACAUGGUACAUAUAUUGAUAAGCCAUCUAUUGAUGAUUUACUUAAACAAAAUACAUUUAAUUUUAGUCAAUUUAAUAUUGUUAUUACAGCUAAUCUUCCAAUGCAAACAUUGUCUAUUCUUGCUAAUCAUUUAUGGACACUUAAAAUACCAUUAAUUAUUGCUCGAACUUAUGGUUUUAUUGGUACUAUUCGUCUUCAAGUAUUUGAACAUUAUGUUAUUGAAGCACAUCCUGAUGAUACAAUACCUGAUCUUCGUUUAGAUCGACCAUUAAUAACAUUUAGUAAUUAUUGUAAUUCAAUUCAUUUCGAUUGUUUAACACGUGAAGAACAUUUACAUCUACCAUCACUAGUUAUCUUAUUUAAAACAUUACAGCAAUGGCAAAAACAAUAUAAUCGAAAUGACUUACCUUGUACGCGUAUAGAAAAAGAUGAAUUUAAAAAAAUUCUUGAAAAGUUCUCACAUCAUUCAGCGUAUGAUAUUCAUGAUCAUAAUAAAUCUCUUGAAAAUUUCGAUGAAGCAAAACGAACAAUUCCAUCACGUCUUAUUAAAACGAAUCUUUCAUCAACAAUUAAAGAAUUAUUUCAAGAUCAAUCUUGUUUAGAAUUAACAAAUCAAACCGAAAUAUUUUGGUUUAUUAUUCAUGCAUUAAAAUUAUUUACUGAAAAUGAAGGACAAGGUUUAUUACCUGUUCGUGGUGAAGUACCAGAUAUGAUAACAAAUACAAAUUCAUAUGUAAAACUUGUUGAAAUCUAUCAAGAACAAGCAAAAAAAGAUUGUGAAAUUGUUCAUAAUUAUCUUUGUGAUUUAUUAAAAAAAUAUAAUCGUUUAUCAAAUCAUAAUCUUAAUUUACAUCAUCUUGUUCAAAUUUAUUGUAAAAAUGCAUCGUUUUUAAAAGUUCUAAGAACAACAGCAAUAAAAAAUGAAGAUGAUUUAAUAGAUAAAACAGAAUCAGAUCUUUCUUGGUAUAUUGGUUUACAUUUAUGUGAUAUAUUUUAUGAAAAAUUUCAUCGUUAUCCAGGUGAAUGUCUUUUAGAUGAAAAACAAUUUGAUAUAGAUUUAGAUGAUUUAAAACAAAUUAGUAAACAACAAUCUAGUAAGAAUAUAAUGAGUAAUAAUAAACAAGACAUACUUGAAGAAUUAUGUCGAUAUGGUGCAUCAGAACUUCAUUCAAUUGCUGCUUUUAUUGGUGGUUGUUGUGCACAAGAGAUAAUUAAAUUAAUAACACAUCAAUAUGUUCCUGUUGAUAAUACACUGAUUUAUAAUGGUAUUCAACAAGCCACAAGUGUAUUCAAACUUUAG
This is a messenger RNA of Adineta steineri, 1602 nucleotides long. The record is from the annotation of a GenBank genome assembly. NCBI's taxonomy places the organism in Eukaryota, Metazoa, Rotifera, Eurotatoria, Adinetida, Adinetidae.